AUGUCUAGUAAUAAUAAUUCAAAUAAACGAGCUCAAUUGGCAGAUCCAGACCAAUUGGGCCUAAAUAUAACAUUAGAUGAUUAUUUUCAAAAACUAUUAUCAAGCAAGCAAAAGAAAAAACUUGAAAAAUUAUUUUUAAAA
Molecule: messenger RNA, 141 nt
Organism: Racocetra fulgida
Lineage: Eukaryota; Fungi; Glomeromycota; Glomeromycetes; Diversisporales; Gigasporaceae
Source: the annotation of a GenBank genome assembly